AUGGGCGUGUCCGGGUUGUUGCCUCUGCUCAAGUCAAUCCAGAAGCACACGGAGCUCAAGAACUUCAAGGGCAAGACACUUGGCGUUGACGCAUAUGGCUGGCUCCAUCGAGGGGCCAUUGCUUGUGCAAAUGAGCUUGCCCAGGGGAAACCGACGCGCAGAUAUGUUCAAUUUGCAAUGGGCCGAGUCCAAAUGCUACAACACUUCGGCGUCACCCCGUACAUAGUAUUCGACGGCGAUUUCCUUCCCAGCAAGGCCGGAACCGAAGCAACCCGAGCCCGUUCUCGAGAAGAGCACAAGAAGAAGGGCACAGAGUAUCUCAAGGCCGGCAAGCCGAGUGCCGCGUGGAAAGAAUUCCAAAAGGCGAUCGAUGUCACCCCAGAAAUGGCACGCCACCUGAUUGACGAGCUAAAGAAACUCAACAUUUCCUACGUCGUCGCACCGUACGAGGCCGACGCGCAGAUGGUGUACCUGGAACGAAAAGGCCUGAUCGACGGCAUUCUGUCCGAAGACUCGGAUCUCCUUGUUUUUGGCGCCAAACGUCUCGUAACAAAGCUCGACAAGUUCGGCGGAUGUGUCGAGAUUAACCGACGCGACUUUUGUGCGUGUCGGGAAGUGUCGCUGACCGGCUGGUCUGACCAAGAUUUUCGACGGAUGGCGAUCCUUAGUGGAUGUGACUACCUCGAUGGCCUCAAAGGCACUGGUAUCAAGACUGCGUACCGCUACCUUCGCGAGUACAAGACCCCGGAAAGGGUUGUGCAGCGCAUCCAGUUUGAAGGAAAAGCCACCGUCUCCGAAAAUUACUUGUCCAUGUUUUACCAAGCGGAACUAACCUUCCUUCACCAACGCGUCUUCUGCCCCGAGAAGCAGGAACUUGUUCUCUUGACUGAGGACCCCACGAACGAGGCUGAAAAGCUCCCGUUCAUUGGCGCCUCCGUAGAACCCGAGCUGGCGCGAGCCAUCGCUGUCGGAGACGUCAACCCAAUCACGAAACAGCGCAUCGUCGUCGAAACCACGCCGUACAUUGACUCGGCGAGGGUGGCACAAAGGGGUGGCCAAGCUCCUGCGAUACCUCGCCUCCGACGCCAGAGUGAGAACGUCGCCACCACGCUUGCCAAUCUCAGCUAUAGCCAACCGACGCCCCGGAGAGUGACCACUUCACUAGAUGGUGUUCGAGGGCCUCCGCUCGCUUUGCCUUCGCCAACCUCCCAGCGACCCCUCAAGAAGGCCCGGCUCUGCCUUAGCGGGGAGCCAGCCAACGAACACGACGUCCCAGCCUCCCAGCAGAGCAAAUUCUUUUCGCCCAAGGCAGCAGCACCAGCGACCGCGGAGCCGACCUUACCUACCCUUUCGCGAUCUAAGUCGGCGGCUUCCACCCAAGGCGACUGUAUUCUGUCCGACGACUCUGUUGAAGAGGCUUUCAACUCGGUCCUUGAUUGGGACGACUGGACUCUACCAUCCCAACCUAAACGUACGAUCAAGGUGUUUGAUGAAGAGGCGGCGCGGAAACAGAGCCGUAGCUUGGUGGGUGAGGUAGAUUCCCCUGUUGCAACUGUCGAAACAAGCAUACCAGGUGCAACACUUGCGGAGAUGGCCCCACCAGCCUUGCCUUUGCCCGAUCGCCCUACCUCUACGCCGCCCCGAAUGUCCUCGCAACGCGUAUCCUUGGCCAAAUUCUUCUACAAUUCAGAGUCAUCCCAGUCGAGCAACAGCACGAGCCAGGACAGCAACGCUAGCAUUGAAUCCACCCCGUCUACAGUUUCGACGGUAUCCAGCGUCUACUCUCAGCGCUCGACAUUCACACCAUCUCUCAGCAGAUCGGCGACGGCCACACCCUCAACCGGCAUGUCCAUGAUGACGCCCCUGCAGAGACUUGGGAGUCAGGCCUUACAACGAACCGUCAGAUCUCCCUUGAUGUCGACCGCGGGCAACAAGAAGCCACUCCGAGGGGAGCCGAAAAGGUCGUCCCUGGCCUCCCUUCCUGUGAACCCCGCCUUUGUCCCACUGCCAAAGGUGGACGUUGACGAAGUGGCUGCCCUCAACUCGUGCGGAAGCGAGGAUCAGAUUCCGUUCAUCGAUAAGGAUACCGAGGCGGAAUCCGAUUCCGAGUUUACGACUUCGCGUACGACCCACACAAGAUUAGACUUGUCCCGAUUUCUUCAUAGCCCGCGCCGCGCCGCGCGUGCUCCCCAGGGUUCCCCGAACCACCAGGUCCCUCCUCGUCCGCCUCCCCACCGCGCGCGCCGUCGCCCUCCCCGCGCAAGCUACAACUUCUCUACGUCAGUCUUCCGCGCGGCGCAAUCGUCGGGCGAGGUCGAUGCCGAGCUCUCGGCCAAGAUUGAGAGCGAGAUCCAGUUCGAGGAGGAGGUGUCCAAGGAGGAGCAGAUGCCCGCCAGCAUCAAGGACUUUUUGUCCUCUGGCCAGUUUGAGGUUGUGGAUGUUGAGGGCAAGGAGGAGGUGAAGCUCGUCAGGAACUUUGGCGAUGAGAAACUAACGCAGACUCGUUUUCCCCCUCUCCAGGAUCACCGUCUCCUUCUCCAUCACCGAGCUCCCUACCAAGAUGAGGACUUGAUGGAGGAUGACCAGGCCUUUGACGACGAGGCCGCCGAGGUCAGGGCAACAGCCAGGGAAGCUCCCGCGACAACUCGCGCGCCGCCGCCGAGGAGGAUCUCAUCGACGAGGACGGCGACGAGUACGCCCGCCAAGGGCCCCGGCGCACUCUCGGUCGAGUGCACCGCGCAGGACGGUGCCAUCAUCAUCGACAACGUCCACUACUACGCCGAUGCCAACCAGGCCUUUGCUACUACCCCCGAGGCGUCCCACGCUCGCGUCGACGCCUACCCCGGUCCCAGCUUCUCCACCCUGGACGAGGACCUCCAGGUCCUCAUGGAGCAGUACCUCGAGGAGAGGGGUAUCUCGCAGGGCCUUGCCGUCUUCACUCCCGACUACAUUGACUACAAGGAGCAGAAGGAAUACCAGAGGUGGUUGAAGAGCGUCAAGGGCUUCAUUGACUUGUAA
This is a messenger RNA of Parascedosporium putredinis, 3018 nucleotides long. The record is from the annotation of a GenBank genome assembly. NCBI's taxonomy places the organism in Eukaryota, Fungi, Ascomycota, Sordariomycetes, Microascales, Microascaceae.